AACCGCAUUUACGUGAGCAAACGCAUGCUCACGAUUCAAGACAUGAUCAAUCGCCGCGAUGGCCAUGUCUACGAUGCUCUACAAUGAAGACCCUGGAUUGAGGGAGUUGGAGAGGUCCCCGAAAGUCUCCGAGAUCCGUUCUAUCCUCCAUUCUCAAACCACCGAGCCCGACUCGCCGUCGCAUACAGACAAUCGUCAUCAACAAUCCUCUUGGAUCCGUCGAUUGAACCCUUUCUCAUCCACAUCCGACAACAUGAGCUUCCUCGAGGGAAAAGUCGAAGACAAGGUCGACCGCGCAGUCGCGCCUCUGCUUCCAAUCCCAGCUUUCGGCGACCUCAGCAAGGCUGCCAACGACCUCAUCAACAAGGACUUCUACCACACCAGCCAGGCGACCCUCGAUGUCAAGCUGAAGGCUCCAAACGGCACCAACGUCACUGUCAAGGGCAAGCAGGGCUUCGACGGCGUGACCAGCGGAUCCAUCGAGGGAAAGCACUCUCUUAAGCCACAGGGCGUGACCAUUACCCAGGCAUGGACUACCGCGUCUCUCCUCGACAGCAAGGUCGAGCUCCAAGAUGUUGUCGCUCCAGGCGUCAAGGUCGACGUUCAGAACCUCUGGAACCCGGCCAAGGAGGGCUCUGCCAACCAGAAGGUUAACCUUGCCUUCAAGAACCCCAAUGUUCACUCGCGUGCUUUCAUCAACUAUGCCACCGCCAAGGGCAACAUCGAUGCGACCGUCGACAUCACCGCAGGCCACGAGGGCUUCCUCGUCGGUGGUGAGGCUGGCUACGAUGUUCAGAAGGCUGCUGUUACCCGAUAUUCCCUCGGCGUCGGCUACCAGACUCCAACUUACGUUGCCAGCAUUGUUGGCACCCAGAACCUGACACUCAUCGCAGCUUCUUACUACCAGAAGGUCAACUCUGCCGUGGAGGUCGGUGCUCAGGCUGGAUACGAUGUCCAGAGCCAGAAGGCUAGCGGUCUUGAGCUCGCCAGCAAGUACAAGCUCGACCCAAUCUCGUUCGCCAAGGCCAAGAUCAACGACCGCGGUAUUGCUGCUCUUGCCUACAGCACCAAGCUCAACCCAGGCACCACUCUCGGCCUCGGCCUCUCGCUCGACACCAACAAGCUCAACGAGGCUGGCCACAAGAUUGGCACCUCGCUCACCUUUGAGGGUUAAAUGUACCACAUAUCCGGAGGGCUGUUUGAAAUAUGCGAUGAGGUAGCGGAAUAGAAGAUUGAGGUCACACUUCACUCUGUUGUUGCUCGCGAUGUGCGACGGCGCCUAGCUUUCGCCAUACCCAGCUGGGCGAAUCGUACUUUGUAUAAAAGCCUUCUGUUGCGCC
Molecule: messenger RNA, 1340 nt
Organism: Pseudocercospora fijiensis CIRAD86
Lineage: Eukaryota; Fungi; Ascomycota; Dothideomycetes; Mycosphaerellales; Mycosphaerellaceae
Exons: 7
Coding region: 59-1174 (371 amino acids)
Biological process (GO): monoatomic anion transmembrane transport
Cellular component (GO): mitochondrial outer membrane
Molecular function (GO): voltage-gated monoatomic anion channel activity
Source: RefSeq, a predicted model, not a curated record